GAUAGCUUCAAUGUCUUUAAUUGAUGUUGUUGGAAAAUUCAAUGUAUAGACGCGGGGUACAUGUACCUAAUGCUGGCCGUCUAUGUUUGAUUUUUCGUACGCAGCCACAUAAUCACACAGCCACAGGUAUCCGGGUAACACUCAAAGUGCGUCACAGCUUAAGGUUUAUUCUUUGCCUUCGCGUCUCAUCAAUUUAUUCCCUUUUUUAUACAACUACAUCCGCCUAAAUGCCUACCUCUUAAUGACGAUCCCUCCUCCUCCCACCUUCUAACGCGCUCCUAAUUCACCAGAGUUUAGCCCAUCUCAUGUUAUGUAUUAUUGCUAUCGUCUCGUCUUAAUUACAACGCCCUAGCAGAAAGGAUAAAGAAAAGAUGUCAGUCUUGCUCGAAACAAGCGCCGGCGACGUAGUGAUAGACUUGUUAGUUGAUUACGCGCCAAAAGAAUGCGAGAAUUUCAUAAAACUCUGCAAGGUUAAGUACUACAACUUCUCGCCCGUACAUUCUAUCCAACAGAACUUUUCCUUCCAAACUGGCGACCCUCUUGGCCCGACCUCUUCCGCUUCUGAUGGCGGUUCCUCUAUAUGGGGACUCAUCUCCGGGGCCUCCAAGAAAACAUUUAGCGCUACAUUUCAUCCAAAGUUGAGACAUCUCGAGAGAGGCACUGUCUCUAUGGCUACUGCUCCACAUCCAUCCGAUCCCGAUGCUCGUGUUGCCGGCAGCCAAUUCAUUGUCACGCUCGGCGACAACACAGAUUAUUUAGACGGAAAGGCGGCUAUCUUUGGCAAGGUCGUCGAGGGGUUUGAUGUACUGGAGAAAGUCAACAAUGCCAUUACUGACAAAGAUGGCCAUCCGCUCGUUGACAUUCGCAUAAAACACACAAUCAUUCUUGACGACCCCUAUUCCGACCCAUCCGGCCUACGAGAGCCCAGCCAAUCACCUCCCCCGUCUCAGGCGCAGCUCGCUACGGUUCGAAUCGCCGAUGAUGCGCCUUUAACCGAAGAGAUAGACGAGGAGGCGGCAGAGAAGGUGCGGCGUGAGAGGGAUGCCCGCGCCCAGGCUUUAACCCUCGAGAUGAUGGGCGAUCUUCCAUUUGCCGAAGUCAAGCCUCCCGAGAAUGUACUUUUCGUGUGCAAGCUCAACCCCGUGACCACCGAUUCCGACCUUGAGCUUAUCUUCAGUCGCUUCGGCAAGAUUUUAUCGUGCGAGGUCAUACGCGACAAGAAGACAGGAGACAGUUUACAGUAUGCCUUUGUAGAAUUCGAGGACAAGGGCGCAUGCGAAGCGGCUUAUUUUAAGAUGCAAGGAGUGCUCAUUGACGACCGAAGGAUACACGUUGACUUCAGUCAGAGUGUGAGCAAGUUAGCCGAGGUCUGGAGGGGUGGGGAAAAUGCGAAGCGGAAACGCAAGCGUGAAGGUGGCGGAUGGGGCGGUGUUAAAGAGCUGGAGAAAUGGAGGAAGUACAGGGAAGAGGACGGUCACGAAGGCACCGAAGAUCAUUACAGCAUGGUUUACGGGGAGGAAGAAAUGCGCGGCCGGCACAGGCGACAGAGAGACGGUCGUGAUCAAGAUGAUAGGCGGGCCCGAGAUCCCGAUCGCUUCGGAGAUAAAGAUGAAAAUAGAAACCGUAACGAUGCAGAUCAAGCUAGACGCCGGGACGGCGGAUAUGGACGCGACCAAGAUGGGGCACCGCAGUCGCGAAGUAGAAGCCCAGUGAGAGACAAGCCUCGUGAUAGGAAUCGGUACGAUGACCACCGAAGGGAUGAUCGCGCUAUUAGGUACCGACAUGACGACCGAUGUGGAAAAGAUCUAGAAAGAGAUCGUCCUCGUCGUGACUAUCGGCGGAGAUAGUCUGAAUCCACUAGGUUGCCUUUCAUACGAAACGACUGUUAUAUCGAGUAUGUGGACUUAGUUAACUAACUACCUAUCUAUCUGAAUUAAGUUUACGAACCCGUGUUCUAAACGUACCUACUCAGCGUUAUAUCUCAAUAGCAUGAACCAAGCGCGUCUUUAUAAGCAUACAGCCGUAUACGAGCGUGUGGAUCGCGCGUGUAGCUUGGUAUAGGAUAUUCGUUCUAUGUACGAUUGAUGUUUUCCCUACCCCUUACAUUUCUUAUGACGAAUACAGAAACGAGCUGAGCCGUCUCUAUGUAUUUGGCUCACGUUUAGACUGACAUGGCGCAAAGGGAUGCGGAUUCGGCCAUGUGAU
Molecule: messenger RNA, 2205 nt
Organism: Daldinia decipiens
Lineage: Eukaryota; Fungi; Ascomycota; Sordariomycetes; Xylariales; Hypoxylaceae
Product: cyclophilin-like protein
Exons: 2
Coding region: 372-1847 (491 amino acids)
Biological process (GO): protein peptidyl-prolyl isomerization
Cellular component (GO): nucleus
Molecular function (GO): RNA binding; peptidyl-prolyl cis-trans isomerase activity
Source: RefSeq, a predicted model, not a curated record